AUGGUUUUCCUUAUUGAGCUCUUUGAGUACAAGGGUAGACCAAGAAUUGAACAACUGGCUAAAGUAAUCAAAUGUGCCAACAAGAAAAGCAAUCAGGAGCAGUGCACUGGUGGAGAUCGGAAAGAUGUGUUUUUCUAUCAAGUUGAUGAUCAGCACUACAUACCGCGAGCUUUGCUGAUUGACCUGGAGCCAAGAGUAAUUAAUGGUAUUCAAAACAGUGAAUAUCGAAAUCUCUACAAUCAUGAAAACAUCUUUGUUUCAGAUCAUGGAGGUGGCGCAGGAAAUAAUUGGGCCAGUGGAUAUGAUCAGGGAGAGGGUGUUGAAGAGGCUAUAAUGGACAUGAUUGAUAGAGAAGCUAAUGGAAGUGAUAGUCUUGAAGGAUUUGUUCUGUGCCAUUCAAUUGCUGGAGGAACAGGCUCAGUACUUCCUAUUGACUACAAUGCUGGGUCAAACAAGUAA
This is a messenger RNA of Prunus armeniaca (apricot), 459 nucleotides long. The record is from the annotation of a GenBank genome assembly. Lineage: Eukaryota; Viridiplantae; Streptophyta; Magnoliopsida; Rosales; Rosaceae.